AUGAAAAGUAAUUUUGUUUAUGAUGGUAUUUGGCAGGAUAAAGAUAUAUGUUUUGAUCUUGAAUCAAGACUACUUCGUCUUAUUCCAGGUGAAGUAUUAAUUGAAAAAAUUGAUAAUGUAGAGGAUACUAAAGGAAAUAAUGGAGAUAAAGGUGUUCUUAAGAUAACAAAUAUUCGUCUUAUAUGGAAUGCUUCAUCUAUGACAAGAAUUAAUCUUUCUAUUGGUUUUAAUUCUGUAAAUGGUGUUACAACAAGAAUAGCAAAUUCUAGAGUAAGAGGGCAGGCUGAGUCACUAUAUUUAAUGGCAAAAAAUUCUUCAACCAGAUUUGAAUUUAUUUUUACUUGUGUUAACCCUUCACAAACAAAAUUAUUUACAACAGUUAUUGGUAUUCAUCGUGCUUAUGAAACAUCCAAACUUUAUAGAGAACUAAAAAUGAGAGGUGUUCUUUUGACUGAUGAUAAUUUAAAUUUACUUCCUCAAGAAAAUUUAAUUGAAAAAAUUGAUGGUGUGUGGAAUCUUAGUUCAGAACAAGGAAAUUUAGGUGUUAUGAUUUUGACAAAUAUUAGAGUUGUUUGGUAUUCAUCAAUAAAUGUAUGUUAUAAUGUUAGUAUACCAUAUUUACAAUUACGAUCAGCUAGAAUUAGGGAUUCAAAAUUUGGAUUAGCAUUAGUUAUUGAGACAAGUGUUCAAUCAGGUGAUUAUAUAUUAGGAUUUCGUUUAGAUUCUUUUGAAAAAUUAGAAAAUAUUGCAAAAUCAAUUCAAGUACUUCAUAAAGCAUACGUUAAUAAACCUAUAUUUGGUGUACAAUAUAAAAAAGAUCGUCCACAAACUCCACAAUCAAUUACUGAAAAUGACAAAAUAAUAGAUGAUAUUAAUGAAAUUGAUGAUAAACCAUUGAGAAUGGAUGCAUUUGCUGCUUAUUUUUCUGAUGGUGUUGCUAAAAAUGUUCAACCACGACCUCCAGUAUUUAGUGAAGAGUUAGGUGUUGCAAUAGAACAAUUGAAAGAUGGUUUUACAAUGGAAAAUUUAUGGAACAUCAAUGUUGAUUGA
This is a messenger RNA of Strongyloides ratti, 1050 nucleotides long. RefSeq names its product Bardet-Biedl syndrome 5 protein homolog. Gene Ontology annotation, molecular function: phosphatidylinositol-3-phosphate binding. Gene Ontology annotation, biological process: cilium assembly; intracellular transport. Gene Ontology annotation, cellular component: BBSome; ciliary basal body. The record is from RefSeq and is a predicted model, not a curated record. NCBI's taxonomy places the organism in Eukaryota, Metazoa, Nematoda, Chromadorea, Rhabditida, Strongyloididae. The transcript has 2 exons. Bases 1 to 1050 code for a protein of 349 amino acids.